This is a messenger RNA of Ziziphus jujuba (common jujube), 1297 nucleotides long. RefSeq lists its product as uncharacterized. The coding region runs from base 439 to 1053 and encodes 204 amino acids. Lineage: Eukaryota; Viridiplantae; Streptophyta; Magnoliopsida; Rosales; Rhamnaceae. Gene Ontology annotation, molecular function: protein binding. The record is from RefSeq and is a predicted model, not a curated record. The transcript is spliced from 6 exons.
ACAAUAAAAGGCGCGCUUUCUCCAAAUCGCUAAGACGGUGCGUUUUAGCAUUCGUCGCUUCGUUCGCCGCGACCACCAUCCCCUUCUCCUUCUCUCCUCUUGACUCCGCCACUCUGAUCUCAAAACUUUUCGAAGCACAAAAUUAACGUUUCGUCAUUCUGAAUCCGGAAUCAAACAAGUUUCAAUUUCUCUUUUCUUUUUUUGUGAAUUCAAAUUCCAUUAAAAAAAAAAAAUCGAUUUGUAUUUUUGCUUUUUCAAAAUUUUGAUUAGGAGUUAGGGUUUUUCUUUUUUUUUUUGUCUUUUUUUUUUUGGGAUUUCUCUCUGUCGUUACCGAGAAAUUUUCAAAUCCUACGGAGAUCCUUGCUCUGCCCGAUUUUCACCCCUCGUCGAAUCACGGUAUUAGGGUUAGGGUUUCUUGUGGUCAUUAGAGAGACAAAGAUGUAUGCUGAUCGAGUAGAGGAUGAAACUAAGAGAUCGGUAAAGGAGCGUCUUAAUGGCAGUAUCAAAGGCGACUCUAUGCGCCGCCGCCAAGCCAUCGGAAAGAGGCAGAGACAGGAUGACAAGUGGGAACACGAUCUUUAUGAGGGUGAUGAAUAUCAAGUUUCAAGCAAAGUUGAUUCUCGAGAUCUUCGUUUAAAGCUCCAGAGGAAAAGUCUCCAGCAAACAACUGUAAGAGGUGCUUUUUCAGGUGUAAGGGAUCUACGUGAAAAGCUAUCUGGGACCAUGCACCCACAACCUGUGAAUAUUCAUCAACAGAAGCCGAAGGUGGAACCUGCCAGGCUACCGGGUAAAAGUGUUGCUUCUGAAAUCCUUGCACCAGAGACUAAAAAGGUUGUCAACCCACCUCCUAGAAAGAAAUCUUCGCAUAAGGUCAAUGCAUCAGUGGAUGAAUUUCUUCAGUCCUUGGGUCUUGAAAAAUAUUCCAUUACAUUUCAAGCAGAGGAAAUUGACAUGACAGCUCUUGUACACAUGUCUGAUGAAGACCUAAAGGCCAUAGGAAUUCCGAUGGGGCCAAGAAAGAAGAUACUUUUAGCAUUGGAAUCAAGAGCCUGAAAUCUGGGUGUGGGAUAUGAUUGUUGCCUGAUAUCUUCAUGUACUUGUUAUAUGGCACUCGAACUUUAGCAGGCUGCUUGUGAUUUGAUUGGCGUGCCAGGCUGCAUGCAACUUUUUCUUCCCUUUAACUUUAUAGGGAUUCGUUUAACGCUGGUUGUAUUGCCAGAUUGGUUUCAGGGAGCCAUCUCACAUUUAACGAUGUGAAAUUUAACCCUUUUUAAUGAAUUUAUCUCAUUGUUGGUAA